This is a messenger RNA of Rubroshorea leprosula, 955 nucleotides long. The record is from the annotation of a GenBank genome assembly. Lineage: Eukaryota; Viridiplantae; Streptophyta; Magnoliopsida; Malvales; Dipterocarpaceae.
UGGCCUUGGGCCGGUAAAAGUUUUGUUGGAUUACAUAAGGUAGCAUGCUGUCACGGCACGCGAGUUCGGGAGUCGAAGUCGAGGGCAUCGUAGCACAGAGUUGCAGCCACAGGCACACAGGAGGUGUGUGCAGCGUCCAGGGGACAUACCAUGUAGCAUCACGGAGUGCGAGAACGGACAUGAGGAUAGGUGUAAGCACAAUCACGAGCGCACGCGAAAGCGCAAUUGGAAGCGUGGAUGCAGGCAUGUGCACGCUCGAGACACAAGGGGCCUUGCCAGCGGAGGCGUCGAUAUCGGGGCGUGGCAUGAAGUUGCGAAUGGGACACGCGGUAGCGUGCGUGAGCAGUCGGGGGCGACGUGCAUGGGCGCGCGAGAGUGUCCUGGCUCGAGACACGGGUACACGCAUGGGCAAAAUGGGUCGAGGCGUUGGCACGCAUGGGUGCGGUAUGGCUCGAGGCACUGGGGCGUGUGAGCACAAGCACGGGAGCGGGCGUGAGCGCAACAUGGAACGCUCAGGAGGCGGGCCUUGCAUUAUAGUGUCGAUGCCUAUGCGACGGACUAGAGGGGCCCAGAACAUUCUAGAAGCUGUUGGACACGCAAAGAAAGCUCCAGACAAGGGUCUGGAUGGGCUUGUUGGGCCAAGCCCAACCUGGGUUACUCCUAGGGCCUUGUAGAUAAUUAUAGAAUGGGUUUUUCUAGAUUAUUCUAGGUUAGGCUAGGGGGAGAGUGGGGAAUGUUCUAGCAACUGUACAUGUGAGGGGAAUUGUGUGGAGUGUUCUAGAGACCUCACCUGCAGAGGGCUCUUGGGCUGAUCUCUUCUAUAAAUAGAGGUGGCCUUAAUAGAUGAGGAGUAGCCUUGAGUGAGUGAGCUGUUAAGUGAGUGAGUGCAUUGAGGGGCUUUGUACUCAAACUCUUGUACACUCUCUUGCGAUCUUAAUAAAUUAUCUUCUUCUCC